AUCCCAUAUCCGGCACAAGUUUAACAGUUAUUUUCGUGAAGGCAAGAAACCGGUGCUACCAGGACAGAUACUCGUACCGGAUGUCCUACUAGGGUUUAUAUAGGGUUUCUGUUCGGCAUCUGAUCUGCUAGGACAGGAGGUAAGAGGGAAGGAAGGCGACCAUGACUUCUUUAUCCUGCCAUGGCCUUCCCGAUUUGGCGCCAGAGUCCCUCGCUGCUUCCGGUCGAAGCGCGGAGAAGCUGAGCCUUCCUGCCCUGCAAUCGAAGAUGAAAUGCGACCCUGAAAGCUACGAGUCCGAGCUCCUCCUUCUCUACCGCCAUUUCGAUUCCGUUCUUCAUCUCUUCCAGCAGCAAGCUUCUUUCAACUUCACUUCGAUCGGCGGGGUCGGUAGCGACCCAACUGUCGCCAAGGACCUGGGCGACAUGGCCAUGUUCUUGGCUCAUGUCACUCCCUUCUAUCCCAAGCACCUCGCAGAUUUUCCUAAACAACUUGCUGACUUGCUCCGCUCUUCUUCUCGGUCGCUUCCGUCGUCUCUUCGAUGCCAUCUAGUUCAAGCCCUAAUCCUUCUCAUCAAUCGCAAGGUAGUUGAUAUUGGAGAAACUCUUGCACUAUUUAUGGAACUUCAAACUCUAGGAGACAGGGCUUUAAGGAAGCUAGCAUUUUCUCAUGUAGGGCACAGCAUUCGGCGCAUGAAUCAGACACAUAAAAAUGAAGCUAAGAAUCGAAGACUACAGAAUAUCCUAUUUGCAAUGCUCCAGGAGGAGGAUGAGUCAAAAGCUAAAAGAUCUCUUGUUGUACUUUGUGAUCUUCAUCAGAGAAGAGUCUGGUUUGAUGAUAGAACAGCAAAUGCUAUAUGUCUUGCAUGUCUCCAUUCAUCUUCUAGGAUUAUGAUUGCUGCUUUGUCAUUCCUUCUUGGUUAUGAAAAGAUUGAAGAAGCUGAUGAUAGUGAAGAUUCAAACAGUGAAGAUGAUAUGGCUUCUGAAAAUCCUCAAGUUAUUCUUAGUAGGGAGGCUGUCUACAAGGCAUAUCACAAAGGUACAACUUCUAGCAAGAAGAAAAAGCAAGCAAAAUUGCAACGUGUCAUUCGAAGCCUGAAAAAGCAGCAAAACAUGUCAUCUGAUAACAACAAUCCAAGAUAUUCACCACUUAACCAUCUGAAAGAUGCACAGGGAUUUGCUGAGAAGCUAUUUUCUCGCCUUCAGGCUUGCAACGAACGGUUUGAGGUGAAGAUGAUGCUAUUGAAAAUAAUUGCUCGAACUGUUGGCCUCCACCACUUGAUUUUAUUAAAUCUUUAUCCUUUUCUUCAAAAAUAUGUUCAGCCUCAUCAACGAGAUGUCACACAUUUGCUUGCAUCUGCAAUUGAGGCCUGCCAUGAUAUGGUUCCCCCUGAUACAGUUGAACCGUUAUUCAGACAGAUUGUAAAUCAAUUUGUACAUGAUCGUUCUCGUACAGAGGCAAUUGCUGUUGGAUUAAAUGCAGUAAGGGAGAUGUGUCUGCGCAUGCCUUUGUUGAUGACAGAGGAUUUGCUGCAAGACCUUGUAUUAUAUAAGAAGUCACAUGAGAAAGCUGUUUCAACUGCAGCUCGUUCUUUGAUAACGUUAUUUAGAGAGGUGUGUCCUUCAUUGCUGGUUAAGAAGGACCGUGGGCGUCCUACUGACCCAAAAGCAAGGCCAAAGGCAUUUGGUGAAGUGAAUGUAGUCAGCAAUGUUCCUGGCAUUGAGUUACUACAGAAUGAUGAUAAUGAUGAUGAAUCUGAAUCCAGUGGCUCUGAUGGUGAGGAGGCUACUGCUAGUGGUGAUGAGCCAACCCCAUCAUUUUGUGUGGGUAAUGACUCUGACAGUGAGGAGGGUUAUGAGGAAAUGGGGGAUGAGAAUGAUGAACUUAAAGAAAGUAAUAAAGUGGAUGAAGAUGAAGAGGAGUAUUAUGAUGUUGCUUUGGAUGAUGAGGAGGAAGAGAAUGAAGAAGAGGAAUCUGGUGACUUUGACAAUGAUGAUGACGAUGAGGUGGCUGCUAUUGAUGUUAAUUCAGUAGGGGAAAAUGGUGAAGAAGAGGGGGAAGAACAUAUAUCACGAAAGAGGAAGUUACUUGAUUUAGAUGGGCAACUUAAUGUUGCUGAUACUAGUCUUCGGGCUCUGAAGAGAUUAGCUGGAGCAAAGAUGGGGCGUGUUUCUUCUGACUCAACAGAUGGUAUUCUUUCAAAUGAAGAUUUCCAACGUAUUAAAGAAUUAAAGGCAAAGAAAGAAGCAAAGCUUGCUUUGACCAAGCAUGGGCUGUUACCCAGUUCUGAGGAAUUAAGUGUUAAGCGAGUGGACCCUGCUAAACUUGAGGUUAACGUACGAAAAAAGCUAAGUAAGGAGGAAAGACUUGCUUUGGUAAGAGCUGGAAGGGAGGACAGAGAGAAGUACCAAGCUCGAACUGCUGUAAAACAGAAAAAGACUGGUGGUUUGAGCAAUCGGCAGAAGGAGCACAAGAAGGCAAUGCCUCUAGCUGCAAAGAGAGCCAAGGUUGCACGAUCUCGGCUUGAGAAAAAUAAACAGAAGCGGACCUCUGGCAAGCAGUUCCGGGGAAGGAAAGGCUGGAAGUGAUUUUAGUUCUAUCAUUCUGUAACAAUAUAUAGCCAAUUUUGUUUAUGAUUUGAUUAAAACACUAAGAUUAGCAAUAAUUGAGAUUGCAACGCUGAUAAAGAGGGCAUGGUCUUUCUUUUACCCCAUGUUUUCUAUUUAUUAAUUGAAUCUUAGUGAAAAAAGGAAUCUUGGUGCUCUCUAUGUCGGUGCUUUAUACAACUACUCAAUUAGCUUGAUAUCAGUGAUGGAAAAGGUGGGAGA
This is a messenger RNA of Nelumbo nucifera (sacred lotus), 2825 nucleotides long. Its product is annotated as ARM repeat superfamily protein. Gene Ontology annotation, biological process: ribosomal large subunit export from nucleus; ribosomal large subunit biogenesis. NCBI's taxonomy places the organism in Eukaryota, Viridiplantae, Streptophyta, Magnoliopsida, Proteales, Nelumbonaceae. The record is from RefSeq and is a predicted model, not a curated record. Gene Ontology annotation, cellular component: nucleolus.